Molecule: messenger RNA, 2623 nt
Organism: Tuber aestivum (summer truffle)
Lineage: Eukaryota; Fungi; Ascomycota; Pezizomycetes; Pezizales; Tuberaceae
Source: the annotation of a GenBank genome assembly
GUGCAUGUUUGGAGAAGCAUCCUGUUGUUUUUGGAAGCGACGCUAAUUUUUUGGUGGUUGAGGUGAAUAGGUAGAAUCAACCAUGGGCACAAUGUUGGUACGACGGCAUUCCACGACCACCGAUACGAUAAAUCAAACGCCUCCACACCCCUUUUGCCCUUACCGUAGCUAAGAGGCUUUUUAUCAUGGUCUGAUAUCAGAGGACUAGUAUUUAGGUUGAGACCGGGGCAGUUUAGGGUUUUCAGCCCAGGUACCAAGAGAUCGCGAGAAAAAAAAAUCGAAAAAGAUCAGUGUGUGGAUCUGACCCUGAGGAUGUCCGUGUCUCCGCCCCGCCCAUGGAAAUGUCGGUACCCAAGUAGGGAUGCAAGAGCUCCUGAGGUUAUCGUUGAUCACGAGAUCCGUCCUCCUCUUCCGUGCUGCUCAGACCCCACCAAAGGGGGACCAACCGUCUACGAUAACUUACCGUUCGCUCACAGCACAAAUGGCGCCGUACCCUACGGUACAGUAUCGUCCCAGUUUUCUCGUGGGUUUACCGGGCCAGCAACGGAGAACAUGAGCCAAAGACAAGAGAGCAACGAGGCCAUACCGGUGCAGGGGAAAGAAAUAGCAGCCCGUCUAUUGUUCUCAAGAGUCAACGGGCUUCACUCACACCGGCGUAUGAUUGAUGCUCAUUUCCGACAGACAUAGCCUACGUACGGGCCUUGUCCUUGCUGCCUGAUGCGGCAAAUUUUUAUCCGCCAAUCUAUUAAAUCAAUAUGGGCCGGCCCUGAGACUGAGGUACUUAUAAAGGUACCGGAACGCAAUUAUCAAUGUUUGCCUCAUGCAAUGAUAAGACUAAACUUGUGUAGCAGUGCAGUACCGUACUGCAACUAAAAUUUGUUUCCACAGGAGAGCUGAGCCAUCCCUCGUCCCUGAUGUUUCACCAAGGAUUUAGAUCCCUGAUAGUAGGGCACGCGGAGAGAGAAAGGGAGAGGCAAGCUCCCCGGCCGAUACCUAACUCCACCCACCCGAGCGGCGUCCGGGUCAUGGAACUCAGACCUUCCGAUCGAUUUCUCGCAGAAUUUCAAAAGCGGCACACCGCAGCACCCAGUCCGGCCAAAUCUAAACGCUGCUUGAUCGAGUAUCGAGCUCAAUACCGUACUCGUACACAUUCCUUUUGGACGCGAUAAAAAUGAGUGAAGCAAGUUACAGUAUCAUAGUGGUGUGCAGCCAGGAUGGUUUUCGAUUUACUUUUUCCUCCCACCCCUGGAGGCGAUGCGAGCCUCUGAUAAGUUGGGGCCCAAGAUAGCUGGGCAUACCGGCAUUUGUGAUGGCUAUGAAAUUAUUCAGCUGCACACGUCUCUUCAUUCUUCCAGCGAGCGGAUUGGCAUGCGAGAAUGAGCACAAACUUUGAAGGUUGGGCUACUGUAUUCUGAAGGUGUCGUGGCCGCGGAGAGUUCAUCUAGCGUUAGUUCGUCUCGUGUAUGCGUGCAAGUGGAAUGCUCCACAACGAGUGCGUGCGCUCACGCGAGUAGUGGUGUGUAAGAGUACCGGUACUCGAGUGGUGAGCCUACGAUAAUGCGAAGGGAAGGAGGGUUCAAGAUCCUUUGUCCGUUUGGUGAGGAUCAGGCCGUUUUGAACCUAUUUCGUAAUUGAACCACUCGUGGUGCCCAUGUGUUCCUCCGGAGUGAACAGCGCUUCCGCCAUUCCAGCUACUUGGCACCGGUAUCGGGAGCUCAAGGAAGGGGUGCUUGCACAUCACUUAAAGAAGCUUUAGACCUCGGACGGCGUGGCUGUCCUCCACUCACACAGACCUCCAUGUUCAUCAAUGACAGUGGUGGCCCACGACAACGAAGGAAGGAACGUUUCUUGGAGGCUAAAGCACUGAAUCUUGACAAUCAUCCUUGGCUCGAGCUCCGAUAGCCGAAGCGCAAUGACCAACAAGAUGGGAGCGAUAGCAUGAUUUGGGUAGGUGGCGGCGAUGUGGCAAUGAACCAAUCCGGCACGCUACGAGCACUCGUACCAUACGGUAAGCAUCAUUUACCGGUAUGACACCGGUAGAGGAAGCAGAGUCGGAAAAAAACAAAACAGAAAAACAAUGGGUGAAACCCACAUGACCAUAGGAUAAGGGAACAUGGAGCUGUGAGUGGGUGAGAAACGAGAAGCGUACCAUCAUAUUGUCACACAUUUUUGCCGGCGCCAAAGUACCGGCCCUACAAUGCGAGCGUUAGGUUCACCCUAAAAUCUGGUUCCAAUCAGACGGACGAACGUGAUCCAUUCCAAGUGUCUUUUUAUGGAAAGCUACGCGGGUGGGCGAGAAGGACCACACAAAACAUUGAGACCGGAAGAAAAGCAAAUAUCACAAUACCGGCAACAGCCCCAAGGAUUUAAGUCUGGACCAGGAGGGGAGGUAAAAAGAGGUAAAACGGAAAUAACAAUAAUAAUAAAUAUAAUAUAUGCAAGCUUAUGGUGGCAUGGCGGAGCCAUGAUGAUGAUAUUAUUGGAGCAUAAGAAUCAAAGGUAGGUCAAUAAAGGCAGUAUUGCUUUUGUAGUUAGUAUUUCUAAAGAGGGGAAAUUUUUCGAGUUGCAUGAGCAAUGGGGAGGGUCAUCCAUUAAUCUAUCCAAAAUAUGGAUUUUUUGUUUU